GUCAAUAUCCGGAGUAUUUCACGUUCCAUGAAACAACAGAUUAUACUAAGGAUCAAACAAUUCGUCAUAUCGAACCAGCCAUGGCCUAUCAACUUGAGAUUCACGUUUAUUAUGCCGUUGGUAAAGAAAAUACUUCGGAAUGUAGAUUUUUCAUUCGUUCCUUUGUUCGUCCUGGUCGGUUGCGAAAUAGCAUGUGUGCAGCGGAUUACCUAAUCUUGGAGUCCGACAGAUUAUUGUAUGAGAUUUUGGAUUUUAUGGAGAUC
Molecule: messenger RNA, 263 nt
Organism: Funneliformis geosporum
Lineage: Eukaryota; Fungi; Glomeromycota; Glomeromycetes; Glomerales; Glomeraceae
Source: the annotation of a GenBank genome assembly